UUCUCCUCAGCGUCUCCUCUGUACCCGGUAAACAUGGCGAUGGUGUCCGUCCUGUCCUCUGCUGAUAGAUUCAUACUCAGAUCUUUAUCCUCCACAGUCUACAGAGUCCACAGCUACAAGUCGUGUAGCUGUUAUUUCUCCACGUCGUCUCGGCGGCGCACUCGCUUUUACUCGGACGCUACAGAAGCAGUGAGAGAUAUUCCCGAUGGAGCAACAGUGCUGGUUGGAGGUUUCGGUCUGUGUGGAAUCCCGGAGAAUCUGAUAAACAGUCUGUUGAAGACGGGAGUGAAGAGGCUGACCGCCGUCAGUAAUAACGCCGGGGUGGAUGAGUUCGGACUCGGCCUCCUCCUGAAGACCAAGCAGAUCAAGCGGAUGAUUUCCUCCUAUGUGGGAGAGAACGUGGAGUUCGAGAGGCAGUACCUGUCCGGAGAGCUGGAGGUGGAGCUAACACCACAGGGGACCUUGGCAGAGCGGAUCAGGGCCGGAGGAGCAGGUAUCCCAGCAUUCUUCACUGCCACAGGUUACGGUACAUUGAUUCAGGAGGGGGGCUCUCCUAUUAAAUAUAACACAGACGGAAGCAUCGCCAUCGCCAGUGAACCACGAGAGGUGCGUGAGUUUGGUGGGAGACACUUUGUAAUGGAGAAGUCCAUCACAGGAGAUUUUGCUCUGGUUAAAGCCUGGAAAGCAGAUCGAGCAGGAAACGUUAUAUUCAGGAAAACAGCCCGGAACUUUAACCAGCCGAUGUGUAAAGCAGCCAAGAUGACCAUCGUAGAGGUGGAGGAGAUCGUGGACGUGGGGACGUUCGCCGAGGAGGACGUCCACAUCCCCAGCGUUUACGUACACCGCGUCGUCAAGGGCAACAGCUACGAAAAGCGCAUCGAGAAACGCACCAUUAAGAAAGCUCAGGCGGAGAAGCCCAAACCCAAGAAAGAUUCGGACAUCGUGAGGGAGCGGAUCAUUCGCAGAGCCGCGCUGGAGUUCCAGGACGGCAUGUACGCUAAUCUGGGGAUUGGAAUCCCGAUGCUGGCCAGUAACUUUAUCAAACCUGAUAUCAACGUCUACCUGCAGAGUGAGAACGGCAUUCUGGGAUUGGGACCGUAUCCUACAGAAGAAGAAGUGGAUGCUGAUCUAAUUAAUGCAGGAAAGGAAACGGUGACGGUGCUUCCCGGAGCUUCUUACUUCUCCAGCGAUGAAUCCUUCGCCAUGAUCAGAGGUGGCCACAUUAAUCUGACCAUGCUGGGAGCCAUGCAGGUGUCCAGGUACGGUGAUCUGGCCAACUGGAUGAUCCCGGGUAAGAUGGUGAAGGGAAUGGGAGGAGCCAUGGAUCUGGUAGCCAGCGCUGGCACUAAAGUGGUGGUCACAAUGGAACACUCCGCCAAGGGAGGGAAGCACAAGAUCCUGGAGAAGUGCUCGUUACCUCUAACAGGGAAGCAGUGUGUGGAUCGUAUCAUCACUGAGAAGGCCGUGUUUGAUGUGGAUAAGAACAAAGGCUUGAUCCUGAUCGAGGUGUGGGAGGGGCUGACACCUGAUGACAUCAGAAAAUGUACAGGCACUGAUUUUGAGGUUUCUCCCGAUUUGAAGCCGAUGCAGCAGAUCUGAAGAAGCCGGCGGCGCUGGUUGCUGAAGAGGGACGGAGUGAAGACGACGGGGUUGCUGUGUAGCGUCCAUGUUUAGGUUAGGAUGAGGGAGCGUGUAGUGAAUGUGCAGGUCAGUCAGAGAGGGUUUAAACCUCGACGCGAAUCAUCGAACCCCGAAUGAUUCGUUCUUUUUAUUAGACGUGCGUUUGAGCUGCCUUACAGGUACGAGCAGUAAAAUCUGGGACCACCUCACUGUCCAUGUUAUCAGCUCCACUUACCAUAUA
Messenger RNA from Trichomycterus rosablanca, 1861 nucleotides. RefSeq names its product 3-oxoacid CoA transferase 1a (gene oxct1a). Gene Ontology annotation, cellular component: mitochondrion. Gene Ontology annotation, biological process: ketone body catabolic process. NCBI's taxonomy places the organism in Eukaryota, Metazoa, Chordata, Actinopteri, Siluriformes, Trichomycteridae. The coding region runs from base 34 to 1599 and encodes 521 amino acids. Gene Ontology annotation, molecular function: succinyl-CoA:3-oxo-acid CoA-transferase activity. The record is from RefSeq and is a predicted model, not a curated record. The transcript has 17 exons.